Messenger RNA from Colletotrichum graminicola M1.001, 1524 nucleotides. RefSeq names its product rab protein geranylgeranyltransferase component A. The transcript has 3 exons. Lineage: Eukaryota; Fungi; Ascomycota; Sordariomycetes; Glomerellales; Glomerellaceae. The record is from RefSeq and is a predicted model, not a curated record. Gene Ontology annotation, cellular component: cytoplasm; Rab-protein geranylgeranyltransferase complex; cytosol. Gene Ontology annotation, biological process: vesicle-mediated transport; small GTPase-mediated signal transduction; protein geranylgeranylation. Gene Ontology annotation, molecular function: GDP-dissociation inhibitor activity. The coding region runs from base 1 to 1524 and encodes 507 amino acids.
AUGGAAUCGCUGGCCGAGCAGACGUGGGAUGUCAUACUCCACGGCACUGGCCUGCAGCAGUCGCUGCUAGCCUUAGCGCUCUCGCGGUCCGGAAAGCAAAUCCUGCAUCUCGAUCCCAAUGAAUAUUACGGCGGUCCUGAAGCUGCCUUCGGUCUGCAGGAGGUCGAGGAAUGGGCUGCCACGCACGCAGACGCUGACGACGUCGGCCCCGCGCGUGCUUUCUCGUCCGCGACCGUGAGCAAGCCUGAGGUCGCGGCCGGCUCUGGGCCUUCGCUCUCCUUUCCGAGAGCCUACUCCCUCGCCCUCGCGCCGCAGAUCGUACACACCCGCUCCGAGCUGGUCAAACAGCUGGUGUCCUCGCGUGCGUUCCGGCAGAUCGAAUUCCUCGCCGUGGGGUCUUUCUUCAUCUAUACCCUACCCUCCAGCGGAUCUGAAGACGGGAAAGCCACAAUCGUGCCAAUCCCCUCGAGCCGUGAGGCCGUCUUCUCGACUACUGCCAUCUCCGCGAAGGCGAAGCGGUCGCUUAUGAAGUUCUUGAAGUUUGUCUUGGACUACAACUCGGAUGAGCAGCGAGAUACAUGGACUCCGCACGCCGACAAGCCUCUGUCGGAGUUCUUGGCCUCAGACUUUAAGCUGGAUGAUGCACUGCAGACCUACAUCGUUACCCUGACGCUGAGCCUAGACGGGAGGAUCUCAACCAAGGACGGCUUGGCGGCCAUCCACAGGCACCUCUCGUCAAUGGGUGCCUUUGGACCGGGCUUCGCGGCGGUGUAUCCCAAAUGGGGCGGUCUCUCUGAGAUCGCGCAGGUUGGAUGCCGCGCAUGUGCCGUUGGCGGUGCAGUCUACAUGCUGGGCACUGGUGUGAAAGCAAUACGCCCACUUGACGUGCAGGAAGACGGCGCCCGCUUCGAGGUCGACUUGACCAGCGAUAUUACGGUGAAAUCCCGUGCACUGGUUCGCGGCGCUGAAGGUUUCGCCUCUGACAGCCAGCGUGUGAGCAGAACGAUAGCUGUCGUCAACUCGCCGCUUUCAUUUCUCUUCGAGACUCGCGUCGAGGGAGCGCCCACGCCAGCCGUCGCUGUCAUCGCCAUCCCGGUAGGCUCCAUCCAAGACGUCACCUUUCCAUACCCCAUCUACGUCUUUGCUCACUCGAGCGAGACGGGCGAAUGCCCAUCUGGACAGAGCGUACUCUACUUCGUCACACCAAAGACUGCCAACUCGGCCGAAGCCUUGGAAAAGGCUUCGGCGUCCUUGUUGUCUGCUCUCGGCGAUGGCGAGAGUCAACCGCAGGUCAUCUACAAGGUGGCAUACGAGCAAGCCAAGGCCGCUUCCUCCGCCUCUGCGGACGCCUCGGACGUUCUCCCAAGCCUACCGCUUGAUCUUGCCUUUAGCGACGCCGCUCUGGAGCCGGUGCGGCAGGCCUGGGCGAAAGUCGCGGGCCCUGUUGCGGACGAUCCCGACACUCAGUACAUGAAGUUCGAGGACCGGGAGGGCGUUGGCGACGAGGAUGACGUCUACGAGUAG